UUGACAACAGAAUUGUUGUUUUCAAAAUUUGUCACAGUUUUUUCGGAGACAAACCUAUCAACAAACUAAACUUUAAAUUGAAUGUUAAAUAAUUAUAGUGAUUUAUAAUAAUGUAGCGGUGACUAUGUUAGACCGAGCUUCAAAUUUCUAGUUGUUUUCAGUGCUACUUCAGAGGCCGGGGCGCUCGCUGGUGGAAGGCCGAUGUAAUUGGCGAAAUGAACGACCCGUGGGACGUGAAAUCCGUUCGGCAGUCGGGACAGUACGUGUCCUGUAUGAGGAUAAAUGGAGUGCCCCUUCUGCCGCCAGUCCUAUCCAAAGAGUGCCGUAAAGAAAUGCAGUACUACAAGCUUCUGGCUAAAGAAGUUGAGAAACGUAUAUCACUACUGAAACCAUACAUCAUAGACACUGACUCAGACUCCAGUGAAGAUAAGACAGAUGCCCCAGAACUUCCAGAAAAUGAGCAAAGCUAUGAGCUGCCCCAAGAAGAAAUACAAGCCGGCUUCAAUAUCAACAUUGACAAAAUAGUAGCAGUCACAAAUGAAACCACAUUAGAAAAGUCAAUUCUUAACUCACCACCACCCUGUUCUAUUACAACAGAUUUUUACAACAAUAUAACUUCUAAUGUUACCGUCUCAAACACCAUAGCAACACCCACAGUCACAAGUUCUCCAAAGAAGUUUGUAAUUGAUUUAAGUCUAAGUAUUAAUGAAACUGGUAGGAAUGUUCUAGAAACUUUAAAGAAAAGUCCCCAGCAUUCCUCACCUCCAAUUGAUCUACCAGAAAGAGACUAUGAUAGCCCUAAAAAUGUUACUCAGAAAGAAGUUCUGACUGAUGUGGAGUCCUGCAAAAAGAGUUCUAAACAACAAAACAAGACAGAUGACAUUGUUAACUUUAGUUUUAGCAUUGAUAAAGACAUCCUCUCAGACCCAUUCCCUGACCUUUCUAUAAAUCAAGAUGGACCAUCAUCCCUCAGUUCCAAAAGCUUUACUGGCUCCCUCAUAGACAUACACACUGAAAGCAUGAAAGAAUCUCAAAUAGGCCCCCAGUUAAUAAGGCAAAGAUCUUACACUCUCCUAAAACCAAGUCCCCAGCUUUUAGCUCACCUCGAGGUGCAGUCAAUGAAUACAGGCAUAGACAUGAGCUGCAUUUCCAUGAGCGAGUCAUUCUCCAAUCUAAGCUCCCCAGGCAAAAAACGUCGAAGCUGGGACUUAGAAUCAGCCAAAGUGAAAUGGUCUUCAAUGGCUUUAGAACUCAACCAGAAGAAUGUAAUAAAUGCGGCAAAAGUAAAUGGCGUUAAUAAAACAAACGUCGCCAAACCCAUUCCAAAGAAAACUCAACAACCAUCACCACAGAGGUCUCGAUCAGUAGUGCAAGAGAAGACUCGGCGUCCUAACAUGCCCACAAAACCUAUCCCCAAAUCUGAACCUAUCCAAAAACAGCCUCCCAGAAAAUCCUUUAGUCCCGUAAGAAAUGUGCCCACCACGCGUGCAGUUCCCAUCAAGGAACCGGUAUCCACCAAAACGCCCAACUCGAGUCAAGAAUCUGUAGCUUCAAAACCGUCGACGGUACCUAUUUCUGAAUCGGAGGACCCCGCCGCACGAGUUAGGGAGUUAUACGAGAAAAUACAAAAGCAGCAGUUAAUACAGAUGGCUAACCUGGUAGAGAAGCAGAAAAAAGAACAGCAACUUCUGCAGCAAGUGUUUGAGGAACAAAACAAUAUUUUGUACAAGCAGCUUAAAACAAUAUGCCCAAAGUCGCCAGUAGAAGCGAAAGAAGCCUGGGCCGACAAGAACAAUGACCGCGCCGAUAGGGGGCCGGUCAGCUUGAGCCAGCUCAUCAACCACAAGACGCCGGAGUCGAGUGGAUUUGACAGUCCAGUGUCGGUCACUUUGACUGAAACCAACAAUUACAUUAACCAUUGCGACGAUGUGUUGAAGCGGAGCAAGGACAUAACUAGCAAUAUAAAGAAGCAGCAACCGAUAGCCAGGCCUCAGAACGGUGCUAAAACUUCGUCACCGAGAAUAAAAACUGAUGGCAGCAGAACUAGGACCCAUUCGCCGACUAGCAGGAACACUUCUAGACGGCUCAAUUACGACACGAGCGCUUCUUCCGAGCGUGAUUUCGAGCCUCUGUUGACCGAUCGAACGAACGACACGAUGGCUGACCUGAACGUCACCUUCCCUUCCGACCACAGCGAGGACGGUCACUCCAUUCACAAUGGAACCGUGAUCAACAAAGAUAUUACCGUCGUCCACCGGGCGCCUCUGUCCGCCGGGUCGGGGCACCACAGCAGGACCCCCGACGUGACCCUGAGGAGCUUAGAGGAGCCCCUGCAGACUCCUAUGAGCAUUUGCCGCCGCCCCAUGAAGCAGUUCGUUUCCCAACCUACUGCUGAGCAGCGAGCGGCGGCGACCAAAAUAGUGGCAUUCGCGAAAGGCUACCUGGUGCGCCGGCUGCUCCGCACGGACCGCGUGCAGGGCACGGUGCAGACCAUCCGCGACGCGCUGCUGUGCGCUCUGCAACUGCAUCAGGAGCGCGAGGGCAUCCGCGGCGCCGACGUAGGGCUCCAUCGCCGGCUCAUACAGCAGAUCACGGCGGCGUGCUACGCGCUUCACGACACGUUUAUAACGAGCACGCCGGCGGAGCGCUGCGCCAUGAUCGCCGCCGACCGCGGCCGCCGCCGCGCGCUCGCUGCCAGGCCUCCGCCGCCGAGGGCUCAUCGGCCCACGGACCUAAUGUCGCAAAGCCACACCGGCGCGUUCCCGGCACGCUCCCGGCGCCCUUCGGCGGGUUCGCUCAUGACUCAGUCCAACUAUGAGACAUUUAGCGGCGAGAAGUGCACCCGAGCUCGCUACCCGGCCAGCCCGCGGCGGCGGCCAUGGCGCUGACACGCGGCGCGCGCGCGCUGCCCGCUGCUCGGAUGCUUCUACGGAGAAUGAGGGUAGGCGUUGUGUUCGGAUACGCGGCGAGCAGGCAUGGAACUAUUCGGAUAUGUUUAGAACGAACGCUUGCAAGACGACGUGAUAUAUGGCUAUGUUAAUUCGGCAAUAGGUUUCUGGCGCUAAUUAAAUUACAGUAACACGUUGGACGCCGCGCAGCAGUCUAGAUUCCCAGCAGUCACAGACUUUAAAGUUCAAUAAAAUAUUUAUUUUUAGUUUGUGGUUGUUAGAAAUGACGUUUUUAUAAAGUUUUGUACGAAAAUUUUAUAACAAUAGUUCUGUGUGUGCGUUCAUCUUGUUAAGUCAAAGUUAAAUUAUAAAAAUGUAUCGUAAUUUGUGUUAAUUAUAAAAUCAAUCACAGAAAUAUAUUUCGCCUACAAAGCCGACUUGCUUGCCUGCGUCGAGUGAUCGUUAAGUAUUUAUUAUUAUUAUAAAUUAUUGACAAUUUAUUAUACGCCUAAUUUGAAUGCUGCUGUAAACUCGGCCUAAAUUAAUCGGCAAAGAAAAAUCGCCUUUUGCUUCUUUAGCAAUUUCGGAUCGUCUUUAAAUGGAUUUCCUACUUUAUUUAUUGCACAUGAAGUAUUUUCUCUCUUAUUGGUAUGUGCUCUAUUUUAAUCCAUGACGUUUUAAUUUAUGUAUUAAUCUAAGUCGCAUAAUCUUGGUCACAAAAUAUCGUAAGUCAUACUCAUUAUCUCGUUAGACUAUCGCUAGCAUCACCAACUUAAUUUUAUUUCAGUUAAUAAAUAUUAAAAUGCUUGUGGUUAAGUAAAUGUUAAAUAACAAGUAUCUUUCAAGGUUUAAAACCAAAUUAAUUAAGCAAUGCAUUAUAUUGUGAUUGAAAGGUUGUACAUUUCCUGUGGCUUCCGAAGCGCGAGUGCCUAGUUUGUCACAAACCCGUUUUCUGUUAUUUUAUAAACAUUUUCUAAUAAUGU
This is a messenger RNA of Ostrinia nubilalis (European corn borer), 3871 nucleotides long. RefSeq lists its product as uncharacterized. NCBI's taxonomy places the organism in Eukaryota, Metazoa, Arthropoda, Insecta, Lepidoptera, Crambidae. Gene Ontology annotation, cellular component: centriole. The coding region runs from base 216 to 2888 and encodes 890 amino acids. The transcript is spliced from 7 exons. The record is from RefSeq and is a predicted model, not a curated record. Gene Ontology annotation, molecular function: protein binding. Gene Ontology annotation, biological process: centrosome duplication; centriole replication; ciliary basal body organization.